Messenger RNA from Neopsephotus bourkii (Bourke's parrot), 1634 nucleotides. It is a transcript of the gene LURAP1L, whose product is annotated as leucine rich adaptor protein 1 like. The transcript is spliced from 2 exons. Bases 291 to 869 code for a protein of 192 amino acids. Lineage: Eukaryota; Metazoa; Chordata; Aves; Psittaciformes; Psittacidae. Gene Ontology annotation, biological process: positive regulation of canonical NF-kappaB signal transduction. The record is from RefSeq and is a predicted model, not a curated record.
UGCUCUGCGGCCUCGCGGUUGGAGCGAGGCUGCGCCCCCUUUUCUUUUAGGAGGACUUUUUCUCCGUCGCUCUCACUCGCCUGCUCUUGAAUUUCCACUCUGUGGUAAAGGACCAGUGCGAGCGAGGGCUGAUUGGCCCAGGAAGUCCCCAUGCCUGCGGCGGGUCACCUGCGCGGCUCUGCCGCCAGCCCCGGCGCGGUUGCGGAUUACCGCGCCUCCGCGCCCCUGCCGCGGCCGGGUGGCCGCGGGUAGUGUCGGCGCCGCGGCCGCGGGCCCCUCCGGGGCAAGCCAUGGAGCCCGGGUCCCCGCUAGACCUGCGCGACGUCGAGCAAAAGCUGGGGCGCAAAGUGCCCGAGAGCCUGGCGCGGCCUCUGCGCGGGGAGGAGCUCGCGGAACGUCCCGCCACUGCCGCUGCGGCCCCUGGGCCCCGGCGCCGCCGCGCCGCCGCCCUGGCCCGGCUGGAGGCAAAAGUUCACCUCCUGAGGCAGGAGAUGGUUAAUCUCCGAGCCACUGAUGUGAAGCUUAUGCGCCAGCUACUCAUCAUCAAUGAAAGUAUUGAAUCAAUCAAGUGGAUUAUUGAAGAGAAGACCAUUGCCAGCAGAGGUAGCAGUUUGAGUGGCAGCCUGUGCAGCUUGCUGGAAAGUCAGGAGACAUCCCUCCAUGGCAGCUGUAACAGUUUACAAGACUGUAGUGAUGGGCUGGAUGGAAUAUCUGUGGGGAGUUAUUUGGACACCUUAGUGGAUGAUGUCCCAGGUCACAACACUCCUUCAGACAUGGACAAGUUCAGUGAUUCUUCUAUUAUGGAGGACUCACAGCCUCUGCAUAAGCAUCCCAAAAUUGAUUCUGAUGAGUACUACUGUUUUGGUUAAUGAGAAUACAUUCCAGAGGGACACAAAUGCACUUGUACUUAAGCUUUUUCUUUGCUGCUAUUUUAUUUUGUGUGCAAGCCUCCCAAACUUCUCUUGGAAGUAAAACAUAAUAUGAUACUUCAAUUCCACUUCAUAACUUGUCUAUUGCUUCUAAUACAUUUUCUCCUUGGUGGGUUGGGCUUUCCUCCUACUUCUGUUUUUCUUAAUUUAUUGUUGCAAUUUUUCAUUUUUGUUUUAAUUUUUUUACAAUGCUAUAUUUACAGGUCUUUGUAAGUGGUGAAGGUAAAGCUUUAUCUUUAAAAUGAGACAUCAGGGGAUAAGAUCAACAAUUUUGUAUUUGUUGGUAAUAAAAUAUCUUCUAAUAAAUAUAUGUUGUGGUAAAUUUUCUUGACUACCAGGGUUGGCCUUUCCAGUGACACUGUUCUUUCUGAGCCUUAAAUCUGAACCUUGAAAAUACCUCUUCAGAAUAUAUUUUCCUUUUGUUAUCAAUGAUACUUGAUUCUGUUAAGCUGUCUUUGGUUGGAAUACAAAGUAUCCUAAACUUUUCUAUGUGAAGUUUCUUUCUUCUUGAAUAUUCUUACCUUUGUUGAGUUACUGUUUUAAAUUUUGGGCUUCAUUGGUGUCUUGCAGUGUUGCAUUCCAAUACUGGAAACUCUGCGUAAGAGUGUAUUUCAGUUUUGUGUUUCACACCUUUCAUUUUCAUUGAACCUCCUGUGUUGUAGGUGCAGUCUAUAUCUGUUAAAAAAAAAAAAAAAAAGAGAAGAA